AUGCCGCCUCUCAGAGAUGCUUCCUCCGCGCUCAACAAGCCUUCGCCGCCGCUCGCCGUCAUCUCGGCGGACUGGAAAGAUCCUCAGGCCGAUCGUCCACCGUCGCCAAAGCAAAAAAGCCAUGCUUGCGUCGCUUCCGACCAGGCUGCUCUGAUCGCUAGUGCAGACGAUCAAGCCAGCACAGGUGCGAACAUCGCCAAGACGACCAACGACAUCUCGGCUUUUGCCUUUCCCUCUCGCGGUUCAGAUGCAGGUGCCUCGGCUCAGCCAGAGCUCAACGUGCCCAACACCCUGCGCCAACGGCAGGCAAAGCACUCGACCAGCCGCUCGCUCCCUCUCGCCACUUUGGCCGCCUCGUCUGCAUCCUCGCCCAUGCCAACGCCACCGUCUACCGCUUCAGGAGACGCAUCCGCUUCCGCGGCUACAGCUGCCCCGCAGCGCCGCCCGAGUCGACUGGGCCGAAGUCUCAGCCACAGAAAGAGCAGCAAGAGCCUCUCGAUGAUCGGAUCCAUGUUCGGCAGCGCUGCUCACGCUCACCACGCCUCCUCUUCCCCGCCGCUCCCGCAGUCGGCCGCCGCCCUUGUGCAAGAAUCUCCGGCUCCAACCUCGAACCAUACGCGCAAGCCUUCACUACGAGGCCUGCUCAAGAUGGGUCGAAGCGCAACAGAGCACAACAUGCCGCGGCCCUCGACGCCCGAGAUCGAGAGCUGGAAGCGCGCCAACGAAGUCGCCUCCAGCCCUUUCGCCGAAACCUGGCGUAGAGGACGAGCGAGCAUGGAUGCGCCGCGUCGCCCGACGCCUGCCGAGGUGCCCGUCAAAAUUACGCGCUCCAAGAGCGUCAUUCGCCGCAAACCCGCGCCCGAGGUGAGGCAGGAGGAGAUCGACAGCAGCUCAAGCACUCCAGUCCACGGCAGGACUUUCCGCGCCCUCGAGGUCGAUCCCACUGCCGCUUCGCCUCUGGGUGGCAGCCUCGCGUCGUCUCCUGCGCAACAGCACGCUGAGCUCGCCAACACGAGUGCAGAUUCCAAGUUGAGCGCCAGCUUUGCUUUGGCCACACAGAAGGUCGCUUCCAAGCAGGUCGAGGCCAACUCGAAUCGUGGUCUCGGGCUGUUUGUCGAUCCGUUUGCCUCGACUCGCAAAGACGCGUCUCUGCCCAGCAUCGACGUUCGACCCAGCACGCCCAAGCAGACCGACGCACAGACGGGUCAGCAUCAGAACCAGCACAAGCUCGGGGCGACAACGUCGCCAUCCAACGCCGACAAGCGCCUGUCGUCGAGCGCGCACAGCGUCACCGACACCUCGUUGUCCGUCGAGCGUCCGUGGUCGCUCAUCAGCGCAGGCGACGCGGAUACGCCACUGCUCAAGCUGCGCAAGCUCGUCGUCAAUACCGAGAGCUCUGAUGAGAGCCGCGAGCUCGACGAUGUCGACGGCCUCUUCUUCCGACCGCCGCGCAGCAGUGCCAGGGCGGCAGAUCAGCCAGACAAGGCUGAGCAGGAGUUCGUCAAGUCCGAGAUCGAGGUCGACCAGCCGCGAUCCAGCUCCCAGACGACGACGCGAUCGGAUACCAAGCACGAGAUCGCGUCGAUCCACUCGUCUGGCUCCAGCACGCUGCGUCCUGUGCGUGAUCUCGUCGAGCGCGGGAGCAUCUCUGGCCUGUCGGCCGCUUCGGCCACGGUGUCGGAUGCUUCGCAGGCCAACACGAUCCGCGCCAGCAGCCUUGCUGAGCCCGAGGCUGACUCGGUUGGGCCUCUUCCUGCAAAGAGCCCCGCGGUGUCGCAGCACUCUGGGCGCCGCCAGCACCGCCGCGACGGAUCGACGGGCUCGGCGUACAGCCAGGCGACGGUUCAACAGGGCCGAAGGGCCAGCACGGCAUCGCGGCUCACGGCGCGCAGCAGCGGCCACUGGAGCGAGAGCCGCGUGUCAGAAGAUGCGCUGAGUGCGCUCGAGGCCGAAGUGGGCCAGGCGAGGCGGGCCGAGGUGGUGGCGCUGGGCAAGGGCAGGGUGCGCGACUGGGUGGGCGGCGGAGGUGCCGAGAUGCUCCCGACCGCAGACGCUCCGACGCUGUCGCGCACCAACACGCUGCGCAAGAAGCCGCAGCCGGCCGAUCGGGCUGCGCCCGUCGAGGCGAGUGCGGCGAAAGUGGACGAGCGCGAGGCGCAGCGCCAAAAGACGCUCAACGACCAUCUGAGCCGCAGGCUGCAGCAGCUCUCGGAUGAGCAAGAUGCGCCGGUCUUGAGCUCGGACGCCGAGAUCCGCGACAUCCCAGACCUUGACUCGCGCGACGAAGCCACACAGCCCGCCGAGAAGCCGGCGGAUGAGCCGCGUUUUGGCGCUCCGCGUUUCGCGAGGCUGUCGGCGUUCCACGAUCGAAAGCUGAUGCCUGAUGUGGAGCGCUCGGCUGCGCCGGCUGGUGUCGCGCCGACAGCGACGACGAUCCAGACUGCGGACGAGGCGAUUCGGCUCGGGCGGGCACCGUCGAAACGCGUUCGGCGCACGGCCAGCGAGGCCAAGAGCUGCGGAGAGGCUGUGAUGGUUUCGCGUGCGCCCGUGGUCAGUUCGGCUCAUCGCCGCGCCAGCACCACGUCUGGCGGUUCGGGUAUGCUGUCGGCCCGCCACCGUCGACGCACCAACUCGCUCUCGGCCAAGAGGGUAGCGAGCAGUGGCGAGUGGAACCCGACUCUGGUGGCAGAGAUGCCGGUCGCGGCUUCGGCGCCGAUGGUCGAGUUCACCGGGCUGCCUGCUGCUGUUGCAUCGGUGGAUUCGCAGCCCGAGCGAGCGGAGGAGGUGCAGGAGAGCGGCGAGAAGAAGCGCACCAAGCAGCGCUCGUACGCUACAUCGGAGGAGGCGGCGCGUGCCAGGCAGCAGGAGCUGGUGGAGCGCGAGCAGCGCCAGGCGGACAAGGAGGCGCGUCGCCAGGCGCACCUACAGCACAAGUACGCCAAGAAGAAGCAGAGUGAUCCUCUGCUCGCCGCGCGGCUGGCGCUGGCGGGUCUGCAGCCUGUCGAGGCGGUGCCCAGGAUGCCAUCGACGCAGACCGUGGGCAGGGCGGCGGCGGUCAAGACGACGCUGUUCGGCAUGGGUCUGCAGGUUCCCGAGCCGUCGGGUCGACGCAGCUCCCUGGCGGCGAGCGUUUCGUCGUUCCACACUGCGGUGGAUGGCAUGGGUGGCGAAGUGGCGGCUGUUUCGCCGAAGCUGGGCUCGGGCAGUGGCGAGGUGCGACCGGAUACGUCGUACAGCAUUGCGUCUUCGCUGGCGGUGGAUUUCGAGUUCCCCGUGCCGCCGCAGCGGAUGAAGGAGCAGCUUUCGGACGACGGCACGCUGCUUAGCCGGGCCGGGCUGCAGGAGUCGCCUCUGCAACAGCAGUGGCGGGAGCGCCGACACUUUGCGGUGGGCACGCCGCAGGUGCCUACGCCUCCGCGCGACUCGUCGCUGCGCCACCGCCAAGGCUCGAGCCGCAGCAGUCGGAUGCCGUCGCCGGUGGAGACGCAGGAGGCGGGCGGGAUGAGCGCAUCGAGGACCAUGCCUAGGCUGAGCGCGGUAUCGCCGCUCGAGUCGUUGGGGCAGAACGUGGCGCUGCGACGCUCGCGCUCCGUGGGCUACAACAGCCGCGAUCUGAGGAGGAUUACGCGCGAGCAGAUGGCGCGCGAUGCAGAGCGACACCCGAGCCCCAAGAGCCAGCCCAAGCCGUUGCCGGACGGUGGCGAGCAGGGCUUGGGUAUCCAGCUGGACGAGGCGGCGCAGCGUCAGCCCAUUCUAGCAUGA
Moesziomyces aphidis is the source of this 3762-nucleotide messenger RNA. NCBI's taxonomy places the organism in Eukaryota, Fungi, Basidiomycota, Ustilaginomycetes, Ustilaginales, Ustilaginaceae. The record is from the annotation of a GenBank genome assembly.